Coregonus clupeaformis (lake whitefish) is the source of this 1972-nucleotide messenger RNA. It is a transcript of the gene ecsit, whose product is annotated as ECSIT signaling integrator. Lineage: Eukaryota; Metazoa; Chordata; Actinopteri; Salmoniformes; Salmonidae. The record is from RefSeq and is a predicted model, not a curated record. Gene Ontology annotation, cellular component: mitochondrion. The transcript is spliced from 7 exons. Bases 197 to 1564 code for a protein of 455 amino acids.
GGGUGGGGCGUUAUACGUUCUCCAUUCAUUGACCAAUGUGAUUCCUAUCUCAUGCUUUCUGUCGUAUCUCUGGUUCUUAUACCGCAGCGGUUUCAACAUGGAGGUGCCCAUGGAGAGACAUGUCUGAAGGAGAUUUGAUACAAAGGAGAUUAACCUCACCCUUUUACGUCCCUGUGAUCCACAUGAUGCAUGUACUAUGAACUGUGCCCGCUGUCUACUACGGCUCCAGAGUCUAGGGUUCCUGGCUCCUUCUGUCAGAGCAUCUGUCCAGAAUGCUGCCCUGCUUAAGCCAGCCACAGCACUGUCCCUAAUAACAGUACACAACACAUGUGGUCAGGCACUCAGGCGUUUCCAUGGCAGCCCUGGAUGUUAUAAGAGCCAGCCCGUACCCACAAACCCUGGUGAAGAGCAUGAGGAUCGAAUUAAGAAGGACAAGUCACUGAUCACUCAUGAUGACCUGUUUGAGAGGGUGGCCAGGGAGGCCAAGACUAAGGCCACCUUCAACAGAGUGGUGGAUGUCUUCCGUAAGAGGGACAUACGGCGUCGGGGUCACGUAGAGUUCAUAUACGCAGCCUUGAAGAAGAUGCCAGAGUUUGGUGUGGAACGGGACCUUACAGUCUACAACAAGCUGUUGGAUGUCUUUCCCAAGGAGGUGUUUGUGCCAAGGAACUUUAUCCAGCGCAUGUUCAACCACUACCCCCGACAGCAGGAGUGUGGGGUGCAACUGCUGGAACAGAUGGAGAACUAUGGUAUCAUGCCAAACGUCGAGAGUAAGGUCCUGAUUGUCCAGAUCUUCGGGGACAAGAGCCACCCAAUGAGGAAGUACCAGCGCAUCAUGUACUGGUUCCCCAAGUUCAAGCAUGCCAACCCCUUCCCCGUCCCCCUGCAGCUCCCUGAGGAUCCUGUAGAUCUGGCCCGCCUCAGUCUCAACCGCAUCGCCAACGACCUGGACGCUAAGGUCACCGUCUACCAGAUGCCCUGUACCGACAUCUCUGAGUCAGGAGAGGAGAUCACCUUUCCACACGUCGUAGGGAUCCAGAGCCCAGACCAGAUGGAGCUGCUGGCUAAACAUAACCCCAACAGGCCUGUGUUUGUGGAGGGCCCCUUCCCCCUGUGGCUGAGAAAGAUCUGUGUCUACUACUACAUACUCAGGGCUGACCCACUGCCCCCUGAGGAGAAGGUGGAGGAGCCGUACGAUCCUGAGAGGUGUUUCGACUACCCUCUUCAGCUGGACCUGGACUUGGACCGGGACAUGGGGGACGACGACAGCUUCGACGUGGAAGACGUGGAUGAAGGGCCGGUGUUCGCCAUGUGUAUGACAAGCCAGGGAGACCAGGCCACCCUGAACCAAUGGAUCUCAGGCCUGCAGGAGACCAACCCCAUCCUGGGCCGCGUCCCUACCCUGUUCCGCCUGGAGGCCGGCCCCAGGGAGCUCCAGGGAGUGGCAGACCCAGACCACGUGUACAGGGAGGAGGGCGAAGAGGAGACCGAGACACAGACGGAGGUAGAGCCAGAUAUUGUUGUGGAGGAGGAGCAUCAGCGUAGCCAGGGAGUGAAGCAGUGAACAGCUACAGGACUAAGAUACAGCCCAUUUCACUACCAGAGAUUACCUGGAGAGCUAGCUUUCUAUCACAGUGCAUUUAUCAUAACUAUGAGUUCUUCCUUGUCAGGUCACUUCUGGCCCUCAUCAUAAAAUCUGGUAAUCAUAGAAUGUCUUUAAGUUAAAGUGGAUUUAAUACCUAAUUAUAAAGUACCCACCUAUAAUCAACUCAUGUAUGAUCUUUCAAGAAACUAAGCUUAUGUGAGCUAUUCCAAAAAUACUGUAGAGAAUAUAUACGCAUGUAACCUGAUGCCCUCAACUCAUUUAAUGUUGCUGUAAGAAUGCCUUUGAUAAGACUCUGAAAGGAACUUUGAAUUUGCACUGUGUCAAGACAGUCUCAAAUCAACACAAAACAAUAAAUUAUUUACUUUA